AUGUCGAACUCGCCAAUUGAUGCCCCUCGGAGACACACCCCACAGUUGCACUUGCAUACGAGCAACAGCAACAGCAAGAGGACCAUGGAUAUUACAAAAUUCGUCACCGACUACCGCGAGUCGGCCUUUCUCGUGGGCGACUACAAUACCUACCGCGAUCAGCUUUCGCGCCGUCUCCGGAUUGUGAACAGGAAGCUCGGCCGGGCCACGCCCAAGAAUGCCAAAUAUGCUGCAAAAGCGCCUGUGACUGCCGAGGAUAUCAGCAAGAACAAAGAGGCUCUCCAUGUUCUCUUGCUCAGCUCGGAGCGGGCAUGGGCGCAAGCCAUGGCCAUGAAGGCCUCGCACUCUGAAGACAAGGCCGACAAGAACAUUACUGGCUCUACCCGCCGACACAUUGUCUCUCGCCUCCAGAAGGCUGUUCAACAUGCAAAGCAAAUGGUCGACCUGGUUUCCGACACGAGCGCAAGCGGGGCAACCGAGAUGGAUGUGCUCGAAGCACGGGCAUAUGCGUAUGCACUGGCUGGAGCACAGGAAUUUGAGAAGCAGGCUGAAGGCACAAAGAGCAAGAAUGCAAAAUCGGACCGCUGGGCUACGUGUCUCAAAAACUACUCGGUCGCGCGCGUAAUCUAUAGCUGCUUGUUGAAGGCGACCAAGAAGGAUCUGUUCAAAGACGUCCUUGCUGGCACCAUCGACCCGAGCAUACGCUAUGCUGCCUACCAGAGUCGCAUCCCACGAACUGUGGGUGUCCCCGCUGUCGCAAUCAAGUACUUCCCCCAGGAUGAAGCAGAGCUCGUGCAAGCUGUGAAGAACGUCGACCCAGCAGCCCUACAGGAGGAAGAAGCAGUCUCCUCUCACUCACACAUCACAUGGCGCGGCCGCACAGCAAACGUAGUGGAUGCUGCAAUUGGCCAGGCUCUGGCAUCCGUUGAUACCGCCUCGGCCGCCCUAGACCAGUCCACCAGCUCCUCCACGUCUCCCAAAGACCGGGCCAACGCAUAUGAUGACAUUCUCAUCGCAAGCCAGGACGCCGUCGAUGCGACGCGAAGGGCCAUCGAAGAGCUCGAGAAGGAAGGCGUCGACGAGGGCGAUGCGCGCAUGCAGGAUCUCCGCGUGACGAACCUCGCAGUCAACUACGACCUCAUAUCAUGGAGAGUAGGGCGCAACCGAGUGCUCAUUGGCAAGGACGAUGGCCUCACAUUCCCUGCAAACCCACCACAAAAACCCCGGCGGCAACGCAAAGACGGCAAAGAAUGGGCAGAACGCGAGGAGCCCACUGGGCGCAAGCUCGCACGGUUACGGGAGCGCAUUGCUUUGUACGAUGCUAUCCUGCAAAGCAUUGACUCUGUCAAAGAUCUUAGAGGAGCGGCUCGCGACACUGCCUUUGUAGCUGAGCUAGACGGACAGCGCACAUACUUCCAGGCGCUCAAGUGCCUGAACCUGUCGCACUCGUAUGCUUUCCUGUCGACACCAAAGCAAGCAUUGGCGCUCUGCAACAGGGCCCUAUCACUAGCAGCUCAGGCAGCAUCUGCCCCACGGUCUGAUCCGUCUCCAAGCUCCAAAGCACCCAAGCUGGAGGUAUCCGCAGAGCAGACACAAACGCUCAAGACCAGCCUAGAGAAUCUCAAUUCCCAUUACCGAGGCGUGGUGGCACUUUCUCAACUGUUUGCCAACUCGGAUACUGCAUCCAAGGCUGGACUGGCCAACGCGGCGCCUGUUGUAGAGAGGCUCAACGAAUACCCGUCGUCAGGCUCAGUCGACCUGAAAAACCUAGUCACAUGGCCUCCAAAGCUCAAGCCUGUGCCCGUCAAGCCUCUAUUCCUAGACGUUGCGUGGAAUUACGUCGAGUACCCUGGACGCGCACCGCAAGUGCAAGAGCCAGAGCCAGAGAAGGCGCCAGUCGAGGAGAAGAAAGAGGAGAAGCCACAGGCCAAGAAGGGCUGGUUCUCGUUUGGUAGAUAG
This is a messenger RNA of Pyrenophora tritici-repentis Pt-1C-BFP, 1959 nucleotides long. RefSeq lists its product as uncharacterized. Gene Ontology annotation, molecular function: 7S RNA binding; endoplasmic reticulum signal sequence receptor activity; signal recognition particle binding. Gene Ontology annotation, cellular component: signal recognition particle, endoplasmic reticulum targeting. Gene Ontology annotation, biological process: SRP-dependent cotranslational protein targeting to membrane. The record is from RefSeq and is a predicted model, not a curated record. NCBI's taxonomy places the organism in Eukaryota, Fungi, Ascomycota, Dothideomycetes, Pleosporales, Pleosporaceae.